AUGUCUGGAAGUUACGUUGAGGGUUCCGCUACCCCACCAGAGAGGACUGGAGCAGGUCCGUCAGCAGCUCCAGCCACGCAGGCGCCUGUGCCUCCAGCUCCCCAGCCUGGGGCAGAGGAUAGGAGACUGGCAGAGGCAGUACAGUUAUUGACCACUCUGGUGGCAGAUCAGGCUCGCAGACGCGGGCGGAGGGACGAUGAUGAUGAUGACAGGCGAGACAGCCUGAGAGUUCGGGAGUUUUUAUUAUGUGGCCCUCCAGAGUUUUACGGGUCUAGGCCCAACGAGGACCCCCAUGACUUUAUCCGGGGGAUGCGACGCUCGGUAGAUUUGGUCAGGGCUUCAGAGACUGAGUCUGUGGAGUUGGCUUCACAUAGGUUACGGGACGUUGCUGCUCACUGGUACGAGUCUUGGGAGUUAUCCAGGGGCCGGGAUGCUUCCCCAGCCACUUGGGAUGAGUUUGAGGCUGCCUUUCUCAGCCACUUUUUGCCCCCAGAGUUGCGGAGAGCGAGAGUGGACAGAUUUCUGCAGAUACGACAGAGGGGCCGGAGUGUUCGUGAGUAUAAUCUGGAGUUUGAUUCCCUGGCCCGAUAUGCUCCGACUAUAGUGGCAGAUAUGACUGACCGGAUGCACCGGUAUGCGAGCGGGCUGGAUCGCUACUUAGUUGAGGCCUGCAUGUCGAUGGCGUCACGGACAGACAUGGAUAUUGCUAGACUGCAGGCUUACGCUCAGGGGAUGGAGGACAGGUGCCGAGCAGAUCAGUCCAUCAGAGAUCGGGAUAGGAGGCCACCUAAGAGGGCCAGGUCCGCUGGGUAUUCUGGAGAUUCCAGAGGCGGACAGCCUCAGCAGCAGCAGCCAGGCAGACAGUUUCCUCCGUCCGGCCGGAGUACUCAGUCAGGCAGCCGGAGAGCUGACAGUGCAGGACCGUCUGGGGCCGGUCAGAGCUCCAGGGCGGCAGGUUCACAGGAGUCCAGAGGCCCCAGCCAGGCCAGACCACCCAGGCCCCGUUGUCCUCAUUGCGGGAAGUCUCAUCCUGGGGAGUGCUAUCGAGCUACUGGAGCUUGUUUUUCGUGUGGUGGUCAGGGUCAUUUUAUGAGAGAUUGUCCGUUGGCGAGCGGUUCUGGUAGCGUGGCUCGGCCCGACGGGGGUCGGCCCGCCGGUUCAUCAUCUGCUCCAUCUGUUGCACGCCCUGGAGGGCGAGUUGGGAUAGUGUCUGAGCCAAUAGAACCAUUUGAGGUAGCCACGCCAAUUGGGGAUUUUGUUAUAGCGAGACAGAUCUAUAGGGAUUGUUCUGUGACUAUUUGUGAUCGUUGUACUAGGGCUGAUCUGAUAGAGUUAGACAUGCUUGAGUUUGACGUCAUUAUGGGUAUGGACUGGUUGUCCUCUUGUUAUGCUAAUGUCGACUGCCAGAAAAAGGUAGUCCGCUUUCAGUUUCCAGGGGAGCCAGUUAUAGAGUGGUUCGGAUCCACAGCAUCGCCGAGGGGUAAGUUUAUUUCAUACCUCAAGGCUAAGAAGAUGAUCCAGAAGGGUUAUAUCUAUCAUUUGGUUCGUGUGCACGAUACUGCAGCGGAGAUACCUACCCUUCAGUCUGUUCCGGUCGUCAGUGAGUUUCCAGAUGUAUUUCCUGACGAGCUUCCUGGCCUUCCGCCUGAGCGGGAGAUUGAUUUUACCAUAGAGCUGUUGCCAGAUACGCAACCUAUAUCUAUUCCUCCGUACAGGAUGGCACCGGCUGAGUUGAAAGAGUUGAAAGAGCAGCUGAAAGAUUUGCUGGACAAGGGUUUCAUCAGACCCAGCACGUCACCCUGGGGAGCGCCGGUAUUAUUUGUGAGAAAGAAAGAUGGGUCAUUGCGCAUGUGUAUCGAUUACCGGCAGUUAAAUAAGGUGACUAUUAAGAAUAAAUAUCCCCUCCCCCGGAUUGAUGACUUGUUUGAUCAGUUGCAGGGUGCUAAAUAUUUUUCGAAGGUAGAUCUGCGCUCAGGAUAUCAUCAGGUGCGAGUGCGAGAGUCAGAUAUCCCGAAGACUGCUUUCAGGACCCGGUACGGGCACUAUGAGUUCAGAGUUAUGUCUUUCGGGCUGACUAAUGCUCCAGCGGUAUUUAUGGAUCUGAUGAAUCGGGUAUUUCGGCCUUUUCUGGACAUGUUUGUUAUUGUGUUUAUUGAUGAUAUUCUGAUUUACUCGCGAUCAGCCGAGGAGCAUUCGGAUCAUUUGAGGACGGUACUUGGCAUUCUCCGUCGGCGGUUAUAUGCUAAAUUCUCCAAAUUCGGUGCGGACGGUAUUCGGGUCGAUACGCGAAAGAUUGAGGCAUGUACAGAAUGGCCCAGACCUACUACGCCGACGGAGGUGCGCAGUUUUCUGGGAUUGGCCGGAUAUUACCGCAGGUUCGUGGAGAACUUUUCUUCUAUUGCAGCACCAUUGACGAGGCUCACUCAGAAAGCAGCAAAAUUUCAGUGGACCGAUGCCUGCGAGCGCAGCUUUCAGAUGCUGAAAGAGAUAUUGAUUACAGCACCAGUCUUGGCUCUUCCAGAGGGAUCCGACGGGUAUGUUGUCUAUUCGAAUAUUGUAGCCGAUGCUCUUAGUAGGCGUUACAUGGGUAGUUUAGCCCACGUUGACGCAGAAAAGAGAGUUAUGAUGAAGGAAGUUCACCAUUGCAAAGGUAAUUGGGAUGAUCACUUACCCCUCGUUGAGUUCUCAUACAAUAACAGUUAUCAUGCUAGCAUUGGGAUGGCACCAUUUGAAGCUCUGUAUGGGCGAAGGUGUAGGUCGCCGAUUGGUUGGUUCGAAGUUGGUGAAGAAGAGUUGUUAGGACCAGAUUUGGUUUUUCAGGCUAUAGAGAAAGUCAAGUUAAUACAAAAGCGUUUGAAAACGGCUCAGAGUCGCCAGAAGUCUUACACAGAUGUGAGGCGAAGGAACUUAGAAUUUUCAUUUAAUGAUUAG
Lycium ferocissimum is the source of this 2931-nucleotide messenger RNA. RefSeq lists its product as uncharacterized. Gene Ontology annotation, molecular function: zinc ion binding; nucleic acid binding. The coding region runs from base 1 to 2931 and encodes 976 amino acids. The record is from RefSeq and is a predicted model, not a curated record. The transcript has 6 exons. NCBI's taxonomy places the organism in Eukaryota, Viridiplantae, Streptophyta, Magnoliopsida, Solanales, Solanaceae.